Messenger RNA from Cuculus canorus (common cuckoo), 6116 nucleotides. Its product is annotated as NAC-alpha domain-containing protein 1. NCBI's taxonomy places the organism in Eukaryota, Metazoa, Chordata, Aves, Cuculiformes, Cuculidae. The coding region runs from base 195 to 5969 and encodes 1924 amino acids. The transcript is spliced from 10 exons. The record is from RefSeq and is a predicted model, not a curated record. Gene Ontology annotation, biological process: protein targeting to membrane. Gene Ontology annotation, cellular component: nascent polypeptide-associated complex; cytoplasm.
UGGAGAGAAAGAAAAGGCGGAGAGAGAGAGAGAGAGAAACAGAGGGAGAGACGGAGGGAGGGGGAGGGGAGGGCUCCGUUCCCGCUGACAUCACCGCCGCCGCCCCUCCCCCCCCCCCCCUCGGCGCGGGCCGGUGGCCAACUCGGGGGGGUCGGUGGCCACCGGGGCCGCCGCGCCCGGAGGAGCCGUCGGCGAUGGAGGAGAGCGGGAGGACCCGAGAGCCCGAGCAGGCGCCCCCCUCGCCGCCGGCCAAGGAGGAGACUCGUCCCCAGCCCGAAGGUGCCAGCUGCGACCUCGGCCCCACUGCCACCGCCCCCUUGGACACCCGCAUCGUCAUGGGCGAGGAGACCCAUUCCACCACCCCUCCGGAGCUCCGAGGAGCUUCGUGUCCUCCUGCCGUGCCUUGUCCUUUCCCCGCGCCCACCAAAGAUGACCACCACCACCAUCACCACCACCACCACCACCACCUCCUCCACCACCACCUCCAAACGGCCGAAACCACCCCGGCGAGAUCCACCACCACCACCACCACCACCACCAUGGUGGAUCCUGAUCUCUUCUUCACCGCCCCUUCCACCCCGAUCCGAGUGGGAAGCUCCAGGUUGUCCCAAGUUGACGAGCAAACGGAUGGAGAAAGCGAAGGGCUCUUCUCACCACCGACGUCUCCUUCCGGGUCCUACAUGACGGCCGAAGGAGGUAGUUGGACUUCUUCCGGCACCGCCAGCACUUCUCCGUCGUCUUCUCCAAACCUGGUGGCCGAGGCUGAAGGUUUAGGAGAAACCGAAGCCAUGGUUGAAACUGAAGCCAUGGUUGAAACCGAAGCCAUGGUUGAAACCGAAGCCAUGGUUGAAACCGAAGCCAUGGUUGAAACCCAAAGCUUCCUGAGAUCCACCGCCGCCUUUCCCACCUCUUUGGAAGAUCCUUCAACCUUCGCCGGUGAAGAUGAGGAGGAAGAUGGACCCUUCGCACCACCAGGAGGUGGUGAGGAUGAGGAGGAUGAGGAGGAUGGACAGACACCAGAAGAAGAUGAUGAUGAUGAAGAUGAAGAAGAUUGGGAGGUCUCAGGAGGUGUGGACUUAAUCCCGGCGGCGCUUUUGCCCUUCCGGGGCAGUUUGCUCUUCCAAGCAGAAGCGGUGGAGAUCGCUCCGUUGCCGCUUUCCGGUGAGGAAGAAGAAGAAGAAGAAGAAGAAGGAGAAGAAGAAGAAGGUGGUAGCACCUCAGCUUCCUUCCUUCACUCAUUGUCGGAGACCUCCAUCACCGAAGGGGUGGACGAAUCCUUCGCUUUCCGCGAUGACACUUCGGCGUCCUCCGAUUCGGCCGCUUACGACGGUGAAGAGGACGAACGGCUCUACGGCACCGAGCGCCACGCGGUGGCCACCGAAGCAGGACCUGGGGCCACCAGCCAUGGUGGCAUUGAGCUUCAUCUUCACGCCGGGAUGGCUUUGAGCGGUUGCGGUUCUCCGGAAGGUUCUCCUGGGCGCCAUCGCUGGGAGGAAGCGGGGAGUGUGGUGGCCGGCGGGGAGGACGUCGGCGUGGAGCGGAUGGAUGAUGGGAUGGAGGUGGUGGAAGGUGGGGAGAUGCCACCUUCUGGAGAAGGUGGGGUGGAGGGAGAUGAUGAGAUCUUCCUCACUUCAUCCUCCUCGGAGCUGGAGGAGACUUCGGUCUUGGAGCGUCGUGUCCCACCGGAGCAUCUCCAGCUCCUGGAGGAGACAUCCGGGGCUGAGAAGGAGCUGGUGGUGAAGGGUGGUUCCAGCAUGGAGGAACCAGGAGAGGAACCCACCGUGGAGCUGGUGGGGAGCGGCAGUGUCCUCUCACCACCCGUCCUCCUCUGCUCCGAGGAGACCGGAGCCACCAAAGCCAACGGACCGCGGCGGGAGGAGGUGACACCGGCCACCGGCGAGACCCAGGGCGGCCAUGGGGAUGGUGACCAUGAGCUUCACACCAUGAGAACGGGAGGGGUGGAGCCAACGGCCGUCGAUGGUCACGAUGAGGUGGAUGUGGUGACCUCUGAGCCUCAUCUGGUGGGUGAGCAGGACAGCGUGGCCACCAGCCUGGUGCCAGCGGUCACCUCAAGAGCUUCAGAUGAGAGGGACACCGUGGCCUCCAACGUGGCAUCGUUGGUGACCUCAAGAGCUUCAGAUGAGAUGGAUCUCAGAGCCUCCGGUGUGGCAUCGUUGGUGACCUCAAGACCUCCAGAAGAGAUGGAUCUCACAGCCACCAAUGUGGCAUCGUUGGUGACCUCAAGUCCUCCAGAUGAGACGGAUCUCAGAGCCUCCAGUGUGGCAUCAUUGGUGACCUCAAGACCUUCAGAUGAACCAGACACUGUGGCCACCAACUUCACAUCAUUGGUGACAUCAAGAGCUUCAGAUGAGCCGGACACCAUGGCCACCAACUUGGCAUCGUUGGUGACCUCAAGACCUUCAGAAGAGAUGGAUCUCACAGCCACCAACUUGGCAUCAUUGGAGACCUCAAGACCUUCAGAUGAGACGGAUCUCAGAGCCUCCAGUGUGGCAUCGUUGGUGACCUCAAGACCUUCAGAUGAACCGGACACCAUGGCCACCAAUUUGACAUCAUUGGUGACCUCAAGUCCUUCAGAUGAGAUGGAUCUCACAGCCACCAACUUGACAUCGUUGGAGACCUCAAGUCCUCCAGAAGAGACGGAUCUCACAGCCUCCAGCGUGGCAUCAUUGGAGACCUCAAGAGCUUCAGAUGAGACGGAUCUCAGAGCCACCAACUCAGCAUCAUUGGUGACCUCAAGCCCUCCAGAUGAGCCGGACACUGUGGCCACCAACUUGACAUCGUUGGUGACCUCAAGAGCUUCAGAUGAGAGGGAUCUCACAGCCUCCAGCGUGGCAUCGUUGGUGACCUCAAGACCUUCAGAUGAGCCGGACACCGUGGCCACCAACGCGGAGUUGGUGCCAUUGGAGACACCCAGGCCACCAGAAGAGCUGGAUGUGGUGGCCACCAAGGCAGAUGUGGCACCACGGCCACCAGAAGAGCUGGAUGUGGUGGCCACCAAGGUAGAUGUGGCACCACGGCCACCAGAAGAGCAGGACGUGGUGGCCACCAAGGUAGAUGUGGCACCACGGCCACCAGAAGAGCAGGACGUGGUGGCCACCAAGGUAGAUGUGGCACCACGGCCACCAGAAGAGCAGGACAUGGUGGCCACCAAGGUAGAUAGGCCACCAUCACCCGCACCACGGCCACCAGAAGAGCUGGACGUGAUGGCCACCAACUUGGACCUGGAACCAUCGGUGACACCCAGGCCACCAGAAGAGCUGGAUGUGGUGGCCACCAGCCUUGACCCAUCACUAUUAAAGACACAUGGGCCACCAGAAGAGCUGGACGUGGUGGCCACCAACCCUGACAUGACGCCAUCAGCGACACCCAGGCCACCAGAAGAGCUGGAUGUGGUGGCCACCAAGGUAGAUGUGGCACCACGGCCACCAGAAGAGCAGGACAUGGUGGCCACCAAGGUAGAUAGGGCACCAUCACCCACACCACGGCCACCAGAAGAGCUCAACAUGGUGGCCACCAACCUAGAUGGGGCACCAUCACCCACACCACGGCCACCAGAAGAGCUGGACGUGGUGGCCACCAAGGUAGAUAGACCACCAUCACCCACACCAAGGCCACCAGAAGAGCUGGACACGGUGGCCACCAAGGUAGAUGUGGCACCACAGCCACCAGAAGAGCUGGACAUGGUGGCCACCAAGGUAGAUGUGGCACCACGGCCACCAGAAGAGCUGGACGUGGUGGCCACCAAGGUAGAUAGGCCACCAUCACCCACACCACGGCCACCAGAAGAGCUGGACGUGGUGGCCACCAAGGUAGAUAGGCCACCAUCACCCACACCACGGCCACCAGAAGAGCUGGACAUGGUGGCCACCAAGGUAGAUAGGCCACCAUCACCCACACCACGGCCACCAGAAGAGCUGGAUGUGGUGGCCACCAAGGUAGAUGUGGCACCACGGCCACCAGAAGAGCUGGACGUGGUGGCCACCAAGGUAGAUGUGGCACCACGGCCACCAGAAGAGCUGGACGUGGUGGCCACCAAGGCAGAUGUGGCACCACGGCCACCAGAAGAGCAGGACAUGGUGGCCACCAACCCAGACCUGUCACCAUCGGUGACACCCACCCCCCUGGAUGAUGUCACGGCACCAUCUCCACCACCACCACCACCACCGGCUGCGUCCUCCCAUGACCCCACUGAGGAGCCGAUGGAUGGGACGACCUCCUCAUCCCUGGAGCCACCAGGAGAUCCGAUGGACCGAGUGCCGAUGACACAACCCAUGAGGGACAUGGAUGACACCCCUGAAGAGUGGGACACCACCACCACCACCACCGAGGAGGAAUCAUCUCCGGAGCUUUUGGACACCUCCCGUUCCCGCACCGACUCCAGUUUCUUCACGGCCCCCGAGGACAGCGCUGGGGAGGUGACCACCACCACCACCACCACCACCUGGAGACCUCCACCAUCUUCUGGAGAUGAUGAUGAUGAGGAGGAGGAGGACGCUGCCCGCCGCUGCCUGGCCCUCUGCUUGCCCACCUCACCUCCUGCCGCCCCUCCGUUGGUCUUCACCGCCUCCCAGCAGGAGGUCUACGUGGGGGUCCCCGCGACACCUCAAGAACUUCUCCAACCACCCGGUGCCUUUUUGGAGAGCGGAGAAGCCCGGCAGGAGGUCACCGCCAUGCUGCGGGGGUCCUUUGGGGACCUACCGACCUCCCGCCUCCUUCCCAAAGCCCCUGAGAUGCCACCAGAGCUCCCCCAAAGUCCUUCCGGUGAUGGAACCACCGAGGAACCUCCAAAUCCUCAGGUGGACCACGAAACCGUAGGAGAAAGCGAUGCCAAAGUCCUACUUGAGGGAGGUCCUCCAAACCCCCUCAAGAAGCCCUCAGAACCUCUCGAGGAGGAGGAGAAGGAGGUGAUGGUGGGGGUCAAGUCCAGCCCCAAACUCGUUCUGGAAGAACCCCAAGUUCUCCCUUGUCCUCUGCUCCCCAAAUUCAGCCAAGUGCCUCCUCGCGCCACCACCACCACCGCGGUGACAUCGCCGGGUCCCGAACCCAACCGUGGCCACCAGGACACCUCAGGGCUUCCCGUGGGCAAAGAGCGGCCGUCGGUCCCUCUGUCCUCCAGGAAACACCUCGAGGCCCCCCAGGCCUCUCCCCACAAGGAGAAGGAGGUUCGGGGCAGACAGGGUGGUCCAAGCGGCCGAGGGCCACCUCGAGGCUCCCUACAGUCGGACUCGAGCUCCUCAAGCGAGACGGAAGCUCCGUACCCGUGUCCGGAGCUCCAACGCCUCCGAGAAGCUGCCGGUGUCCCUCUUCGCCCGGAAAAACCACCUCAACCUCCUCGCCGUUGCGAAGCCAACCAUAAAGGGUCUUGUAAUGAGUCGGAGAGUAAUGAUGAGUCCAUCCCAGAGUUGGAGGAACCGGAAGGGUCGGAGCCACCACCAACCCAGAGCCAGGCGCAGCUCACCCACUCGCUGGGCACCGGGGAGGAGACCUUCAGCAAAGCGAAGCAGAGCCGGAGCGAGAAGAAGGCCAGAAAGGCCAUGUCCAAGCUGGGGCUGCGGCAGAUCCACGGCGUCACCCGCAUCACCAUCCGCAAAUCCAAGAACAUCCUCUUCGUCAUCACCAAACCCGACGUCUUCAAGAGUCCCGCGUCCGACAUCUACAUCGUCUUCGGAGAAGCCAAGAUCGAGGACCUCUCCCAACAAGUCCACAAAGCGGCGGCCGAGAAGUUCAAAGUGCCCAUGGAGCCCUCGGCCCUCAUCACCGAGACGGCGCCCACCCUCACCAUCAAAGAGGAGAGCGAAGAGGACGAGGAGGUGGACGAGACGGGCUUGGAGGUGAGGGACAUCGAGUUGGUGAUGGCUCAGGCCAACGUCUCGCGGCCCAAAGCCGUCCGGGCGCUUCGCCACAACAACAACGACAUCGUCAACGCCAUCAUGGAGUUGACCAUGUAGCGGUUCCUCUGUAUCCAUGCACAGUUCCUCCUCCGUCGCCGUCGUUCCUCUUGGUGGACCUUCAUCUUCUUCUUCUUCUUCCGCGUCUGUAGCGCUCAAUAAAAGGCCUCACGUAUCACUUGGAUCGCAAAGGACCUCCUCCCGUGG